AGACACUCCCACUCUUUUCUGAAAACAGUGCAGGCAGCUUGAUAACUCACUGGCAGCAACUAGCUGUCCUUUUUAAAAGUUGCUGAAGCCUUGCAUACUUCCUCACUGGGCUCGCUUCUGCGAAAAGAUGAAGCUCGUUUACAUGAUAUUGCUCCAAGCAGCUCUGCUGCUUUGUCCAAAUGGAUCGGCUUUGACAGACGACAGCACAGAAAGCGUGGGAGAAGAAAAACCGACUGAGGCAUGCCCUGUAAAGUUGAAAAUCAGUGGGAAAUGUGAUGGAGAGGAAUGCCCCUAUCAGAUCCACUUGCCUCCAAUGACCCUCCAGCUACCCAAACAGUUUCGACUCAUUGAAAAGACCCUUAAAGAAGUGCAGAGCCUUAAGGAAGUUGUAAACAAGAUGAAGAAAUCCUGCCAAGACUGCAAGCUGCAGGCAGACGACAACCAAGAAAGAGAGAGCAAUGAAUUCCUGCCACCUGCCACAGAUGGUCCAACAGACCAGGGCAAAGUACAAGAUAACAGAGUCAAGGAAUUGCAGAGCAAGGUUUCCAAACUCUCAGCCAGUCUGAAGAAUGCAAAGAACCAGAUCCAUUCCUUACAGGGUCGGCUGGAGCAGAUAAACCUGAUAAACAUGAACAAUGUGGAAAACUACGUUGAUGACAGAAUAGCCAAUCUCACAUUUGCUGUGAACACUUUGGGAGAUAAAUGCUCUUCUAACUGUCCAGCAACACAGCCAAAUCCAGUUAUGCAUCUUCUUCAAGGAGACUGUUCCAAUUAUUUUGCAGCAGGGAAACGGCAUAAUGGAAUUUACAAAAUCAUUCCUGAUCCCAGAAAUGGGAGCUUUGAUGUGUACUGUGACAUGGAGUCAAUGGGAGGCGGAUGGACAGUAAUCCAGAUGCGUCAGGAUGGCAGCGUUAACUUUAACAGAACAUGGCAGGAAUAUAAGAAUGGCUUUGGAAACCUCACCAGAGAAUUCUGGCUUGGGAAUGACAAAAUUCACCUUCUGACCAAAAGCAAGGAUAUGCAGUUGAGGAUUGAGCUUGAAGAUUUUAAUGGAAUCAGAGAAUACGCAAAAUACGACCAGUUCUAUGUAGCCAAUGAGUAUCUCAAAUACCGUCUAAGCAUUGGCAGCUUCAGCGGUACAGCUGGUGAUGCCCUGCACUUUAACAAACAUUACAACCACGAUCAAAAGUUCUUCACCACUCCAGAUAAAGACAAUGACCGGUAUCCAUCUGGCAACUGUGGGGCAUACUACAGCUCUGGAUGGUGGUUUGACGCAUGUUUGGCUGCCAACUUAAACGGCAAAUAUUAUCAUAAAAAAUACAGAGGUGUUCGCAAUGGGAUUUUCUGGGGCACUUGGCCAGGAGCUUCUGAUGAUAAUAUAAAUAGUUACCGAGUGCCUUUUAAAAAGGUUAAAAUGAUGAUCAGACCCAAAAACUUUGCACCAUGAAUACAUUUGAAAACCCACUACUGGCAAUCUUUGCCUCAGUAGUUGGGUCACUGAGGUGUAUUUUUUCAUGUUUAAAUUUUGUAUGUUUAGGCACCAAUUUCUACUUUUUAAAAAACAAAAAAGGCUAAAAUCUCUGGUGACAUAUGCAAGGAUAACUUCUGGUUACAAGCUACACACACACACACACACACACACACACACACACAUGUAUUUGUAUUUGGACACUGUGGAAGAACAUAAAGUGCGCUUCCUUCUACGGUGACUCUCCUCCCAAGUGGGUGCAGCAAAGAGAGCUCAAGGAGCACCUCUAUCCUCUCAGGUACUGGCUGUUGGGUGUGCCCAGCCACAAUCUCAUUGCCCUCAUACAUCUGGGAAAGAAAUUUUCUUUGACAUUAACUGAAUAAGAAAAACAACACAAAUAUUUUAAUCUGCACUCUGAUAAAUGCUACUGAAGUAACAUUUCUGAUUACUCUUCUACUUCAUAUAUGACAUUAGUGUAAUAUUAAGCCUCUUAGAACCACUGAUAAAACAAAUUGACUGGAACUACGUUAAGUCAGAUAAAACAGCUCUAUCUGAAGUGAAUGGAACAUAAUUGUCAUGAUUUAUCUUGAAUCUCAUUGAUUAAAAUGGCAAAAAGGACAAUUAAUUCAGUCUGUGUCCAGGACAAUAUUUUUUAGAUCACAGUAGAGAAUGUAUUCAACAUGUGGAGAUCUGAAAUAAAAAUAUAAUCAUUCAUCAGGGUUCCAGAGGAACCCCGAGGCUUUCAGACCUAUGUUCCAAUUAUGUCAGCAACCCCUAUAUAAAGCUAAAUUGUCAUUACAUGAUCAUAAUGCUAUACCAUCCUACAAGCAAGGGUAGAGGCCAUAGACAGACACAAAACCAACAGAUAAACCCACCAUAACUCUUCUGCUAAUUACAUUAUAGAUACCUAUAGUUGGACUACACCGUGAUAAUGCUCCCACAUUAGCACUGCAUGGAGGGCAAUAGUCAAUCACUAUGUGACACAAGAUGGCACAAGUGCCAAAACUUCUUAUUGGAUACUUUUUCUAUAUGCAAAUCACAAGUAGAAUUUCAUCCCCUGUGUCUUUUUGUUAGAUAGCUCCAUACCCCUGUGUGUAGGCCCUGAAGGAUCCUCCUUACAAAAGGAAUCACUUGCAACACAGUGAGCCAAUAUCAAAGCUAGCUGAUAUACAGACAUAACUCACCACACACCCACCAGAAUGUAGCUACUGACUGUGUACAGUGUUCCCUCACUAUUUCGCGGUUCGCUUUUUGCGGCUUCACUGUUUCACAGUUUUGCAAUAAACUCUAAAAGAAUAUUAUAAAUCAUAAAAAACUACAAUUUACAGCCUAAGGAAGGGAGGAAGGAGAAGCCGAAGGGAGAGAAAAGGAGCCCAAGCGGCAACGGGAGGAGAAGGAGGUGAUUUAUCAACACACGAUUGGUUGAUGAAGACUUAAAAUAGUGUAUAACUACUAAAAUAAUGUGUAAAUAUAUAGCGUCCUACUUCACGGAUUUUCACUUAUUGCGGGUGGUCCUGGAACCUAAUCCCCGUGAUUUGUGAGGGAACAUUGUAUUGCAUAAAUGCUGUGGUAUGUCAGUACAAACCAGGAUCUCGGCCAUUAUUUGAUACCUAGAGUCACUAUCACUCUACACAUUUAUAGAACUAUUGUUCAACUUUAACUGCAAUUAUAAUAUUCUAUGGAAUUCUAGGGUUUCUAUUUUAGUGAGGUUCAAGAACUCUCCAGCUAAGAAUUCUCAAUGUCCCUCCCUAAACUAUAAAUCCCAGGAUUCUAUACAAUGUUGCCUUGAAAUUAAAGCACUAUUACAAUAUAGUGCAGUUUUUCAAACUGUGCUCCUCCAGAUGUUUUGGAUUUUAGCUCCCACAAUUCCUGAGAGCUGCUAAAAUUUCCAAACAACCGUUGUGCCAAAGUAAAAAAAAAAAAAAGAGGAUUUCACUUUUGCAAA
Anolis carolinensis (green anole) is the source of this 3413-nucleotide messenger RNA. It is a transcript of the gene fgl2, whose product is annotated as fibrinogen like 2. The transcript is spliced from 2 exons. The record is from RefSeq and is a predicted model, not a curated record. Bases 128 to 1447 code for a protein of 439 amino acids. Lineage: Eukaryota; Metazoa; Chordata; Lepidosauria; Squamata; Anolidae.